ACGGGUAUAUCCUGUAUAUGCCUAGGAACACCUAAACGCCACUGAAAGAGAAGUGAACAAGCGAAAGGGCACAAGACUUCAAUUUCAACAUGCAGAGCCCAGCGUCCAAAGCCCGCACGCUUUCAGAAGACCAAUUCUCAUGCUCCAUUUGUCUAGACGUGUUUGUGGAACCGGUCUCAACACCAUGCGGACAUAGCUUCUGCAAGGCCUGCCUGCAAGGCUACUGGAACCACAGCAACAAGAUUCUGUGCCCCAUGUGCAAAAAGUCCUUCUCCAAAAAGCCAGAGCUAUGCGUGAAUCGUGUUCUUGCCGAGAUCGCAGAGCAGUUCCAGGGCCUUUCUGUCACGCAAGCAGGGGGUGCAGAAGGCGUGAUCUCACCAAGACCCGAAAGAAAAGAUGAGGACAGCGGUGAGUUUGCCAAACCUGGUGAUGUGCCCUGUGAUGCAUGCAUUGGAAGAAAGCUGAAGGCCUUGAAGUCUUGCCUAAGUUGCCCAGGGUCUUUCUGCGAAACCCACCUGAGGCAUCACAAGAAAGUCAAGGCCAUGACCAAGCAUAAGCUGGUGGAACCCAUCCAUCACUUGCAGGAGAAAGUGUGUAAAAAGCACGAGCGCCUAUUGGAUGCCUACUGCCGCAAGGAGCAUGUUUGUGUGUGCCGCGAAUGUGCUGAGGAUGCACAUAAGACACACAAUAUCAUCUCAGUAGAGCGUGAAUAUAAGAAGUUAUCGAGUCAACUGGGGAUGCGAAGAUCUGAGCUGAAACAUCUGAUUAAAGAGAGAGCCAAGAAACUAGAGGAAAUCAAACAGUCUAUUGCAGUUAUCAAAUCGAGCAGUCAGCGGGAGAUCGAGGAGAGUUGGACUGUGUAUGCUGAGCUUCAGAGGCUGCUGGAGCAGAGUCAGGCCCAGUUGGUGGAGCACAUCACGUUCCGGCAGAAGCUGGCUGAGGAGCAGGCACGAGAUGUGGCUAGUCGUCUGGAGCAUGAGCUUAACAUCCUCAAAAACAGGAGCUCUGACUUGGACCUUCUCGCAAAUACCCAUGACAAGGUGCUCUUUCUUAAGCUUUUGCCGGCUCUCCCUCCUCCACCUGAGCCUACUGAUUGGACAGAUGUAUCUGUAAACACAGACAUGCAUCUUGGCACAAUCAGGAAGAAUGUCUCUUCGCUCGUCGAGAAGUUCCAGGAAGAAGUGAAGCGCCUCUAUGGGAAAGAGCUGAGAAAGAUGCAGAAUUAUGCAUGCGAGGUGCUUAUAGACCCAUCCACAGCACAGCGAAACCUGGUUGUUUCUGAAGAUGGUCAGCAGGUUCAUUAUGAAGAUGGCCGUAAAGCCUCAUCCCAAUCAGACCACCCACGCCGCUUCAGCCCGGCUCUAUUCGUUUUAGCUCGUGAAGGCUUUUCCUCUGGCAGGCACUACUGGGAAGUAGACUUGGGACGGAAAACAGCAUGGACCAUAGGAGUGGCUCGGGCAUCUGCUCGUCGCAAAGGAGACAUUCGUCUCAAUCCUGAAGGUGGUUUCUGGUGCUUAUGGUUGAAAAACAAUGAGGUGAAAGCUUUGGCAUCAAGCAGGAUUCCUCUCCAACUACCCACACUGCCACAUAAGGUGGGUGUCUACCUAGAUCAUGAGGGUGGACAGGUCUCUUUCUACGAUGUGAAGGCACAGACCCACCUGUACACAUUUAUGGACACGUUCGGUGAGAGCGUGUACCCCAUCUUCAGUCCGUGUGCCAAUCAAGAGGGAACUAAUUCAGGAGCACUGUCCAUCACAUCUGUGAAACACAGCUAAAGCAGCAUGGUUGUCUGUAGAAUGAAAGUCUGCAGAAUAUAUUACUAUGUUUUUAUACACACUGGACAAUCAAAGUUGAAUUAAGGAAAUACAAAAGUCUUUGUUAACUUUGAUAAUGAUACAUGUUUAUGUAUUUUGAUUAAUACCUCAGUUUUUAAUAUUGACUAGUCAAGAAAUACGUACAUUACUUACUACGUCUGAAUUUUGAAAUAUAUUUGAAAAUAUGACAAAACAUUGGGUUUUGAAUAAAAAAAAAAACUUCUGGCAGAAACCUUGACAUCUCUAUUUUUAUAAUACAGCAUAAAUGUACAAAAUGAUCAUGACAAUUGAAAAUAAAAAUAAAAUGUAAAAUGUAAAAGUUAUUUUAUAUAGACUAUAUUCAGAACUUUCUGCUUGCAAAUCUUUGUAAUGAACCAGUUUUACAAACACAGCAGUCAUUUAUUUUUUGCUAUAUGUGUGAUUAUCUUACAGUUUCAUUAGAUUUUGGAUAGUUACACUCCAAUAACACAAUGUAAAAUCAGCCUAAUCAGUUCUGUGUGUAAUUCAAUUCUACACAUUUUAAACUUAAAUUCUUAAAAUGUUAUUUUAGCUAAUUAAAGCUUGUAAUUUACACAAAUAAAUAUACUGGGGCUAUUUUAACUUAAUUUUUGGCAUUGGCAUGAACAGAAUACUGUAUUUUUUGACAAUGUUGAAAAUGUAUACCAAAGUGUAAAGGACUACUUUAAAUCAUUUUAUUCUCAAUUGUAUGUUUUGUAUUUUCAAUUGCAUUGCUUUUGCAAUUCUGUGAUUGGUGUAAGAUUAACUACAAUACACAAUAAUGAUAGCAUGUUAUCAUUUUAUUUACGAAAAUUAGAUUUACAUGUGUUUAUUCUUUCUAUCAUUUGUACUUUGUAUAAAAUCAUCAACACUUUUUGAGACUUCAAUAAAAUUAAUUA
Messenger RNA from Silurus meridionalis, 2710 nucleotides. It is a transcript of the gene btr12, whose product is annotated as bloodthirsty-related gene family, member 12. The record is from RefSeq and is a predicted model, not a curated record. Gene Ontology annotation, molecular function: protein binding; zinc ion binding. NCBI's taxonomy places the organism in Eukaryota, Metazoa, Chordata, Actinopteri, Siluriformes, Siluridae. The transcript has 7 exons. Bases 90 to 1775 code for a protein of 561 amino acids.